Malus domestica (apple) is the source of this 3182-nucleotide messenger RNA. RefSeq lists its product as uncharacterized. The record is from RefSeq and is a predicted model, not a curated record. Lineage: Eukaryota; Viridiplantae; Streptophyta; Magnoliopsida; Rosales; Rosaceae.
AGGCACCUCUUGUCCUCUUUAGAAAUUUCUCUGACUCUCUAUCUCCCUCACUCAUCCCCCAAACGACAGCUACAGAGGAGAAGAGAGAAAGUGGUGGCGGGAAGCACUGCACAUGAGAUCCGCAGGAGGGCGAAUUUACCAUUAUACCCAUCUCCCCGGCUGCUCCCGUCAUCCUCCUCAUAAAUUCCCCCCCAACCGACGUGUCCCUGUGGAGUCGACCCGCCCCCUCUCCUCCUUCGGACACGACACCUUCCUCGUCGCCUUCGAAUCCAAGCAAAUCGUAAAUAUCCCAGAAAAGAAGGAAAAGAAGGAAAUUUAAUAAUUAAAAAACGGAAAUACAAUCUGGAAAAAAGAUGAGACCUUUGCUCUGGAAACCUCCAAAGGGCUCUGCUUCCCUCCGCCGUUGAUUCGUCCACGUGGACUCUCCCAUUCUAUCUCUUUCCUUCUUCCGGCGUGCCUUUGCCCUCUGUUAUGAAGUUCGCCGGUGAUUGCUUUCUCUUCUUUCCAUGGAAUUUCCUUCUUUAUCAACAAGUGUUUGGUGAAGAAUUGGGCAGAAAGCAUGAAUUUGAUGAAGAAAGGUGACGGUGGCCGCUGCAUUUUCCCCCUCACCGGUUUGCAAAUUGGAGAUUUGCAGUCUUACCUUUCGGAUCUUAGCCUUUUCCUGGCCCUCGAGAGCAAGAAAUUCUAUAUCUUGGUGGACAAUCGGCCAUGGCUGGGCGACCUAGGUUCGCGGUCAGCGCACUUGUGGCAAUUGAUGGUUACCAAGUCAAGGUUGUCUCCUUUUGCAAACACUAAAGUACGGAAGGUGAGAACGGAAGGAAAUGAUGCUUGCUCUAGACCUAAGCCUGCAAAACCAAAGAAGCUUGCUAGGUGGUUCUCAUUAAUCAAGCAUCAGAAGAAGGUGUUGUUACCUGUAAAGAAGCUGCGGAGUUCUUUACUUUUAAGCAGGGAGUUGCAUAGGACCUUGUAUGGUUUUAUUGUAUUUGAAGUUGCAUGGAGCAAUGUCCGAGGUAUCAAUUACAUCAAUGAGCUUCAGACUGAUACAUCGCUGGCUAUAGAGGCUAAAGUCAUGCAAAGAUGGGAAUUUGACAGUAUUGCUCAAGCUGCAAGCUGCAUAUCGUCAUGGUUCUCAGGAACAGUCUCUGAGCAGCUACAGUUGAAAGAACUUCUGAAUUCUGCCAUAGGAGAAGUUUUCUAUGAUGCUGAAGAGUAUCCAGAGACAGAAACUAUGGCCGUUGUUGAUGAAAAUAUCUCCUACAACAAUCUAACGUCUGAGGAAGAUUCUCUCCACUGCUUCAGUCACAAUUUUAGUGUUCAUUCUGACACCUGUGAAAAUAGGGCCGCUGUACCACAUUCACCACCUCCACCUACUGGACCCUAUAAGAGAAGGAAAAUAACCACGUGCAGUAGUGGUGGAGUUGAAGUAGAUGCUUAUUCUGAGGAAACGCAAAGCCCUGCCAGUGACUCUGAAAAUUCCGAGAUGUACAAAUGUUACUGUGAAGAUGAAAUGCAAAAUUCUGAGACGUAUUCCUGUUACUGUGGAGAUGAAAUGCAAAACUCUGAGAUGUAUACCUGUGACUCUGAAGAUGAUAUACCGGUUACCGCGAGGGCCUAUAUCAGUGACUCUGAAGAUAGCGUUAAAGCUACUCUGUUCAGCAAAGAUGCUAUACCUGUAACUGUCAAUACCUAUACUAGUGAAUGUCUAGAUGCUGUUGGAUCUACACAGUACAGGGAUGUGCUGAUUUUGUUCAGGUUCAAUGAUCGUGACCUCCCAUUUAAACUUAGAGAAAUAAUAAUGUCUGAUCUCCGGUUACUGACUUUGCUUGAGGCUGGGCUUCCAUCUUGGGUUAUCUUCCUUCAGUCAUACCCAGGGUUUUGCCAUAUCUAUCGCCCGUGGAUGUGCCCUCUUGCAAGAGCAUUGUAUGUGCUGAUCUCAGUUGUCACUGUUCUAAUUGGAUUUUUUGACCUAUACAAAAAUGUUCCAGUUCUGAAGGUAACUGCAUCUCGUCUUUGUGGACCUCUAUUUGAUUGGAUAGAGACCUGGUCGAUGAUAUCAAGGAUUAAGUACUUGGGAACAAUGCUAUUUCUACACCACUCUCAGAAAGCUGUUCAGUGCUUUCUGGCGAUCAAGAGUACCACUCUCUCCUUUUUUUCAGUACUAGCUCAGCCAUUGGCAGAACCUCUUGUGGAGUGUUUUGGAUUCCUCCUUCCAGUAUGGAACAUGCUUGUUGAUGUGUUAGAGAACCUCUUUUCAGUCAUUUGGAUUCUGAUUGGAUCUGCACGCAGUCUAGUGGGGAACCUGGUACAGGUUUUAGUGUUUCCAAUAUUAUUUCUCCUGUCCACUGUCUGGAGCAUUGGAACUUCCAUUGUAUAUCCUAUAUUUAGGAUUCUAUGGGAAGCACUCUAUGCUCCAGUUCGCAUGGUCCUUGCACUAGCCAAUGUCAUAGCCUUUAUUGGUGCAUGUAUAUAUGAUACGCUUCGAGAUAUAUGGCAAGUUAUUAGCAGCAUAUUCUGGUUUGCUUCAGCCUCUCAGGCAACUGUGAAAACGGUUGAAGUUUCCAUAUGGCGUUCACUUUGGAAUGACCUCUUUUCUCAGGUUUUCCGUGCUGUCAGGAGUAUAUUAAAUGGUUUUGCUGCAUUCUUCAUAGCUUGUAACAGGCAUCGCCUUAGCAUUUACAAUCAUAUGCAAAAGUUUAUCCAAAGAAUCCUGGAUCGAACCCGGAGAUCAUGGCGUGAAGUUUCAAGACGUUAUAGGCCCACCGGAGAGACUCGGAAUAUGUUUGAAGUAACAAGGAAAAUCAACAUUGAAUAGUGUUUCCCACAGCUGUCGGAGGAUAACACUAUCGAGACGGUACUCUGUUUGGGAAGUGCCUGCCACGUUGUGUAUAAAACCACCUUCGACAAUGUAUGAAACGCUUUCGGCCAAACAAGAGAACGUAAAAGAUGUCGAGACGGCGACAUGAUACCAGAGAAUGUAAAAGGUGCUUCUCGUGCAUGUAGCACCCAUGUCUGAAUACACAUCAUAGGAAGAGCUCGGUUUCUUUUUUGUCCUUAAUUCUUUCCAAUCUUUGUUUCUAUUUGUGAAUUGUAGAGGGGCAAACCAUGGAGUUCAGUGUAUAUAAUAGCGAAUGAGUGUUUGCACUAAUGAAGUUCCAAAAACGCUACUGUAACAUCCCAAACCA